This is a messenger RNA of Lathyrus oleraceus (garden pea), 2001 nucleotides long. RefSeq lists its product as uncharacterized. The transcript has 7 exons. Gene Ontology annotation, biological process: DNA integration. The record is from RefSeq and is a predicted model, not a curated record. Gene Ontology annotation, molecular function: zinc ion binding; nucleic acid binding. Bases 1 to 2001 code for a protein of 666 amino acids. Lineage: Eukaryota; Viridiplantae; Streptophyta; Magnoliopsida; Fabales; Fabaceae.
AUGGCUUCAGACGCUGUUGUUUCAAGCAUCAAAGUGAUGAACCAGGAUCUUGUCAAGUUAGAUCGAUUUGAUGGAACAAAUUACACAAGAUGGCAAGACAAGAUGACAUUCCUAUUGACUGCCCUGAAGGUUCACUAUGUUCUUGAUCCCGACCUACAACCAAUACCUGAACCAACAGAAAAUGAUUCGGAAGAACUCAAGAAGGAGCGCAAGAAACGCAAGGAGGACGAACUGCUUUGCCGUGGACACAUUCUGAAUACUUUAUCUGAUCGUCUCUACGACCUCUACACAGACAAUCCAUCGGCAACAGAAAUAUGGAAGGCACUAGAAUUCAAGUUCAAGGCUGAAGAGGAAGAUUCUAAGCCCAUUCUUCCCCAAGUGCAUGAAUUGCAAGUUCUGGUCAAUAAAAUAAAGGCAGUAAAAAUAGACAUCCCUGAGACCUUCCAAGUCGGUGCAAUUAUUGCAAAAUUACCACCUUCAUGGAAAGGCUACCGAAAGAAAUUGUUGCACAGUUCCGAGGACUUCUCCUUGGAGAAAAUUCAGAAACAUCUUCGAAUCGAGGAGGAAUCGAAGGAGAGGGAGAAAUCAGAACCCCCUACUCAUUUCAAAACAAACGCUGUGACCAACAAGGGAAAGAAGAGACAUGAUGGCAUAAAGAGUCAUCUUGGACCAAAGAAAGAACAUAACAAGUUCAAGAACUCUGGCGGUCAUAAAGGUCCAAAGAACGGAUGUUUCGUAUGCGGUAAACCUGGACACUAUGCUCGAGAUUGCAGACAAAAUAAAGCAAAAAAUGAGAUCAAUGCAAUUCGAUCAGAUGAUGACAUAAUUGCUACAGUGAGCGAAAUUAUGGCAAUCAAAGGAAAAGUUCAAGGUUGGUGGUAUGACACUUGUGCUACGGUGCAUGUUACUUAUGACAAGGCUGCAUUCAAAACCUAUUCUGAAGCAAUUGAUGGACAAGAGGUACAAAUGGGAAAUGAAGUCCGCUCUAAAGUUGUUGGAACCGGUUCGGUCGAACUUAACUUCACUUCUGGAAAGAAAGUUACCCUUGAUUUCAAAAAAUGUGAAUUAUGUGUUGAAUCAAAAAUGAUUAAGAAGCCUUUCAAAAGUGUUGAAAGGAAAACGAAAUUACUUGAUCUUGUGCACUCAGAUUUGUGCGAAUUUAAUGGCAUGUUGACACGUGGAGGGAAUAGAUACUUUAUUACAUUCAUAGACGAUUCCUCUAGAUACACUCAUGUAUAUCUCUUAAAGCAUAAAGAUGAUGCAUUUAAUGCCUUUAAGACUUAUAAAGCAGAAGUCGAAAAUCAAUUAAAUAAAAGUAUAAAGGUCCUUAGAAGUGAUAGGGGCGGCGAAUACUUUUCAAUUGAUUUUGAUGCAUUCUGUGAAGAGCACGGCAGAGCGCCAAAUAUCGGUUACUUUAAAGUGUGGGGGUGUGUGGCAUACUACAAAAACAUGGACCCUAAAAGUACCAAGUUGGGUCCUCGAGGAAUAAGAUGUGCUUUUGUAGGAUAUGCACAACACAGUAAAGCAUAUAGACUCUUAAAUCUAGAAUCUAAUGUAAUUGUUGAAUCCCGGGAUGUAGAAUUCUUUGAAAACCUUAUCACAAAGGAUAAAGGAUCGGAGUCGGCCACUAAUAAAGAAUCUCAUGAAGAUAACUCUUCUCGGAUUGUAGAAAUACAAACUGAAGGCACUCCUAUAAUCAUUGAACCACAACCCGAGCCUAGGAUAAGCAAGAGAAUUCGGAAAACAAAGAAUCUAGGACCAGAUGAGAUUGAUUCUCAAUCUAUUUCCUUUUAUCUUGUUGAGGGAAAUUCAUCUUUGAAUGAUCUUAUAAUCCAUCAGAUGGAUGUUAAAACAGCGUUCCUAAAUGGAGAUCUCGAUGAGGAAAUCUACAUGGAACAACCGGAAGGCUACCUGCUUCCUGGAAAUGAACAAAAGAUAAUUCUCUUGCUUCCUACUUGUACACAAGAUUUGAACAUGUAUACAAUGCAUGCGUCUUUUUAG